Messenger RNA from Carassius auratus (goldfish), 3521 nucleotides. RefSeq names its product PQ-loop repeat-containing protein 1-like. Lineage: Eukaryota; Metazoa; Chordata; Actinopteri; Cypriniformes; Cyprinidae. The transcript is spliced from 5 exons. Gene Ontology annotation, cellular component: endosome; trans-Golgi network. Gene Ontology annotation, biological process: phospholipid translocation; retrograde transport, endosome to Golgi. The coding region runs from base 348 to 1157 and encodes 269 amino acids. The record is from RefSeq and is a predicted model, not a curated record.
AUGAGCUUUCAGCCAGCUGUAGCAGUAGCAGAGAGGAUCACAGAGGCUUUAAAAUGUUUUACAGCGCUCUGUGUAUCUCUGUAAGACAGGAGAUAAACUUCGUAUAACACGGACCCACGCUGAGGAUCCGUUCCCAUCGAUUUAGCAAGUAUUUCUGUGCUGGAAAGCGGAAUCACUAUAUCCAAUGAAUCAGUGGAUGUUGCCUGGGAUAAUGAAAGUAUAUUUACUGCCGUUGUUUAGAAUAAUAUACAUCCAACAACAAAAUAGUAAUGUGAUUUAGGUGUUAUUGCAUUAGUGGGCUAGUCAUUGUGAUUUUAAUUGUAAGAGACAGCAGCUGCAUCUCAGAGAUGGAUGAAGUGGUUGUGGAUCAGAUCAUGAAUGUUGCUCAUCAAGCGGUGUCUUGGAUCGCAUUUGUUGCCAUCAUAUUUGGAGGGGUGGUGCCAUACAUCCCUCAGUACAGGGACAUCCGCAGGACCCAGAAUGCUGAGGGGUUCUCCACAUAUGUGUGUCUGGUGCUGCUGGUGGCCAACAUACUGAGAAUACUCUUUAGGUUUGGACGUUUCUUUGAGACUCCGCUGCUCUGGCAGAGUAUAAUCAUGAUCAUCACGAUGUUAAUCAUGCUGAACCUGUGCACCAGCGUCCGCUUGACAUCUGAACUCAACACCAAACGCCGCUCCUUCACAGCAGACAGUAAGGAUGAAGAAAUCAAAGUUUCUAAGAGGCUCUUUCUGGACUUUGAUAGGAACUACUUCUGGUCUUGGAGUGGUUUUGUGGAUUACCUGCAGUGUGUGCUGGCGUUCACUGUGCUGGCCGCCUAUGUGACGUAUCUGCUACUGGACUCGGUUCUGUUUGUAGAGAGCCUGGGUUUUCUGGCCGUAUUUACAGAGGCCAUGCUGGGAACUCCACAGCUCUACUGCAACUUCCAGAACAAAUCUACUGAAGGCAUGAGUAUUAAGAUGGUGUUGAUGUGGACCAGUGGAGACACUUUCAAGAGCGGCUACUUCCUGUUGACUCAGGCUCCCGUGCAGUUCUGGAUCUGCGGCCUCCUUCAGGUGUGCGUGGACUUGGCCAUCCUCUUCCAGGUGUACUUCUACAGCCGCUUCCCACAGAAACCCGUCUCUCACACCACACACACCACCAGCGCCAAGGCCCUAUGAAACACCCUCGCUUCACUCAGAUCUAUGCAUACAUACAGCAUCUUUAUACAGUGUCCCCAAAAUAUAUCUGGAUUAGUGAUACACUUUUUACGCCACAUCUAAAUAUGCCUGAAUGUCAUUGUAUUUGAUACACAAGAUCAAAUUAUGAUGUUAGAUUUUUAAUUACAAUUAACUUUUUGUGCUUAUGUUUUCUUGAAAUUAUUGCCAUGUGUUUUUUUUUUUAUGCAAUGAAAUGUCAUUCAUAAUUGUUCAGUGUUGCUUAAAGGAAUCCUUAACCCAAAAAAUGAAAAUUAGCUAAAAAUGUACUCGCCCUCAAACCAUCCAAGAUGUAGAUGAGUUUGUAUCUUCAUCAGAUCUGGAGAACAAAAAUAGCAUUAAAUUACUUUCUUAACAAUGGAUCCUCUCCAGUGAAUGGGUGCCGUCAGAUUGAGUCACCCAUGAUCAUUUUUUUCUUACAAAUAGUUUUACUCUUCACUAGACGUGAGUUGAUGGACUGGAGUGGUGUGGAUUACUUGUGAUGUUUUUAUCAGCUGUUCUCAUUCUGACGGCACCCAUUCACUGCAGAGCAUCCUUUGAUGAGGAAGUUAUGUAAAACUAAAUUUCUCCUAAUAUGUUCUGAUGAAUAAACAAUCAUGUUUCAUUUUAAGAUCAACUAUUUCAUGAAGUGUUCAGAUUUUUGGUGCCACUGUAUAUAUACACUGUAUAUGUAAAUAUACAUUGAACCAAAUGUUACAUGCAAUACAAUAAAGAUAUUCAGAUAUAUUUACACAUUUACAUACAUAUACAAACCAGUUCAAGGUAAUCACCAUGCUUUGAAAACGUUUGCCUUACAGACUCUCAGAAAUGUAUCUGACAUCAGAUGGAUGAAUGUACAAAGCUUUUGUUACAAGAGUUUAAUACAGUGACUGCUGUUUUAUUUGGAGAAGACUGUUUUUAACUCAGUGGCUCUCUGUGGUGUUUCACACAGUGAAGGCCCAUUGAAGAAAGCCACUGUGUCAUGUUGAACCAAAAAAUUAAAAAAUACCCACUUCAUACAGUCUUCAUACAGUUUACAAAUCCGCAUGACUUGAAGGUGUGUCUUCCCACAAAUGUGUAUGGCAAUCCUAGUUCAUUUACAUGCAAUCAGUUCAAAAUAUGAAGUCACUUUAUUCAUUUACUGACUUUUGACCUCUUUAGGAAACUUGAAGUACAGUAUUUGCAGCACAUUGGGGGUUAAUUAAAAGAUGUAUGACUUCAAAGCCAAGUGCUUCAAACAUCCAGUCAACCAUCAGUCCUGAAUAUGACAAUACACUGCAAUUUAUUUGACAAAAAUCACUUUCUUUAACAGUAUUUUUCAUUUUCCAGUAUAAGUUUUAUGUGCGUUAUAAAAGUUUAUGAAAUAAAAGGUUUAUUUAUAAAAUGAUUUAUAAUAAUAAUAAUAAUUGUGGUGCAAUAUCAUUUUCAUUAUUGUUUUGGCUUAUGAUUACAGAUUAAUGUUUUUGUUUUUUACUUGACAGUAAGACAAUAAAUAUUGUAAGGAAACUUUUUUUUAUUAUUAAAAGAGGAUAUGUUUACAUACAGUAAAGAAAAGGGGGUGGGGGAUUUUUAUUAUUAUUUUUUUCAAAUGUUUUAUUAUAGAUUUUUUUUCAAAUGUUGGAGAAUAUAUCUUUUCACGUGUCUCUUUAUAAAUUUACUUUUUAACUUUUAAAUUUAAUUAUCAUUUUUUUUCCUUUUUUUUUUUUUGAAAAUAUGAAAAAUACUAGAUUUUUUUUGCUGAUAAAGUAGUUAUAGUCAGAGAUGUUAGAUGCCAGUAAAUGUUAUGAGAGAGGUGCUGCUUAUCAGUGUGUGAUGCUGAGGAACAGUUUGGCAAGACUGAUGGCUUUUGACAAGAUAUUCGAUAUGAGGAGAUAUGAGUCUCUGAUAAAACUCUCCUCAAUUAGAUUAGAAAGACAAGAGGGCUUUCUUUUAAAGGACAAUGUUUUAUUACUUUCGCUGUUAUUCGCUUAUUUGUGUUUUAUUAUCUUUUUUUACCUGCUAUUCUGAGAUAUCAUGUAUUUUACUUGAGCUUCAUUUAACUAUGUAUUGUUUCUCUUUGUGCUGUAUUUGAUCAAAUAACUGCUUUAUUCUGUAUUGCCAAACUAUCUUCUGCCACUGAAUGCAGGUAACAGCGUACACGGGUUCCCAUGAUGAUAUAGAGGUUUACUCUGUCAUUGCACUCCACACAGAAUUGAUACUCGCAGUUAUUGAGCACUGUUUUUGUUUUUGUUUACUGCCUGUUUAGCCAAAUGUUCUGUUCAUAUUUAGGUGGGUACUUUCGGUCAUAUAUUUUCAAUGCUACUUUUUUACAGCAAGAUAAACCUUUAUAAUAAACCUUUAAAAAAAUUC